This is a messenger RNA of Durusdinium trenchii, 815 nucleotides long. Lineage: Eukaryota; Dinophyceae; Suessiales; Symbiodiniaceae. The record is from the annotation of a GenBank genome assembly.
GUUUUUUUCUUUAAAUUUGUUGUGACGAGUGUUGUGACAUAGGGUAGUUUGUUAUGACCACACCGCUUGCCGCUGAUGGUCCCUUGGCCUACGUCACACUGAUCACGUCAGAUGACUUCCUAAUGGCAGUACAAACAUUGGCAUCCUCGCUUCGGUGCACUGGCACUAAGUACUUGCCAAUGUUGGUACUCCACACUGACCAAGUCUCCAGCACCACAGUUGCCCGGUUGGCAUCGGAUUCCUCCCUGAAAUUGAAAGCAGUUGAAACCAUUGCCAACCCACAUAGCACGGAUGUGCCUGGCUGGGUCAACUCCGGUUUCACGAAGCUGCGCGUUUGGGAGCAGGAGGAGUUUGCAAAAUUGGUAUACAUUGAUGCGGAUUGUUUGAUUUUGGAAAACAUUGACGAAUUGUUUGCCAGCGUUUGCCCAGCUUUUUGCCCAGACGUUUUUCCACCAGAUAAGUUCAAUGCUGGUGUCAUGGUGGUGGAGCCCAGCCGCAGUGUGUUUCAGGAGAUGCUGCAGCAAAUAGACCGUCUUCCAUCUCACGACGGAGGCGACACGGGCUUCCUCAACUCCUUUUUUCCGGAUUGGUUUCGCUGGCCGGCUGAGCAGCGCUUGCCAUUCCGCUACAAUGCUUUGCGCACUAUGUAUUGGUUUACACAUUCAAACCCUGGAUAUUGGAAGUCGCUCGCACCUGUGAAGGUCCUGCACUUUUGCUCUUCACCCAAGCCAUGGGACCCGGAGGCCAAGAAGGGCGAUCUGGAACAGAUUUGGUGGCAGCACUACCUCAAAUCGCAAGUUCCAUUCUGACUUGGA